GCGACCGCAACGAAGACGGAAGUGAGUAAAACAGCUGCGGGUUCGGCUCGGUUCUAAAACACGAUUAAUGUUCCGGAACAAACGUGUGCUCCGCCCAGAAUGAGUGGCGAUGAAGAGAUCAAAGCUGGCCGGAGUCUUCCUCUUCGUGGGCGUCCUGCUCGCCUACCUGAUGUUCGUGAGGCGCCACUACGGCGCCGCCAAGCCCGACGCCUUCGCGCUGCCGGCCCCCCGCCACCGGAGGCCCGCCUCCUCCACUGCUGGAGGGAGCUUCCAGUAUGGCAUCAUGUUCGAUGCUGGGAGCACUGGGACAAGGAUCCACAUCUUCAAGUUCCAGACGGAGCUCAAUGAAGCUCCCAAACUGGCCCACGAGACCUUCAGGGCCCUGAAACCUGGACUGUCUGCGUACGCCGACGACCCUGAGAAGUGUGCAGCAGGACUCAAAGAGCUCCUGGAGGUGGCUAAGUCCACUGUCCCCCCCUCCAGCUGGACCCUGACCCCCGUAGUCCUGAAGGCCACAGCCGGCCUCCGCCUGCUACCUGGAGAGAAAGCUGAGCACCUGCUGGACAGAGUGAGGGCGCUGUUUACCGAGUCUCCAUUUCUCUCCAGGGACGACAGUGUGUCCAUCAUGGACGGCACCGAUGAAGGGAUUUCUGCCUGGAUCACCGUCAACUUCCUCACCGGUGACCUUCACACUGCGGACUCGUCCACGGUGGGGAUGCUGGAUUUGGGGGGGGGGUCGACUCAGAUCACCUUCAGCCCUCAGGACGAGAAAACCAUCCAGACUUCACCCAUCGACUACAUCAGGUCCUUCAGGAUGUUCAACAGCACACACACUGUGUACACACACAGUUAUCUGGGUCUCGGUCUGAUGUCGGCUCGACUCGCCGUCUUAGGAGGAGUCGAUUAUUCACCACUAGAGGGCAGCACUGAGCUGGUCAGUCCCUGCCUUGCUCCAGAGUCGUCGGGCAGCUGGGAGCACGCUGACGUGGUCUACACUGUGAGGGGCCAGAAGGCAGGGGAGCCGGUCUACGAGGCGUGUCGGACCAAAGUGGAGAAGCUUCUCUACAGGAAGGUGGAGAAGGCGACGGAGGCUGCAGACGUGGACUUCUACGCCUUCUCCUACUACUACGACCGGGCCGUGGACCUCGGGGCCAUCGAGGAGGAGACAGGGGGAACCAUCCGGGUGCUGGACUACGAGGAAGCAGCUAAACGAGUGUGCAGCGGUCUGGCCCUCAGUCCUCUGCAGAGUCCCUUUCUCUGCCUGGACCUGAUCUACAUCUCAGUCCUGCUGCAGGAGCUCGGCUUCCCCCCACACAAACAGUUCAAGCUGGCGAGGACCAUCAACCAGGUGGAAACCAGUUGGGCUCUGGGAGCAACGUUCCACUACAUCGAGUCCCUGAAGAGACACUGAAGCUAUGACAUCACGCGUGGCCGUCCAAUCAGAAGCUCUCCUCACAACGCCUCUUAAGGACGAGGUGUUCCAGUCUUCUCCUGAACAAAGUGACCUCAUAGAAACCUCAAACGCACAGUGGAAAGUUACUGCACACUUGUACUCUUUAGAAGUACUCUUUAGAAGUACUCUUUAGAAGUACUUUAUGGAGUAUUUCCUUUAACUCCACGGGUACUUUACCUUUCAUCUUUAAUGUUACAGCAGCAGGUUUUUAUUCUGAAUUUUUUCUGAUAUUUUGAAUGUUUGAAACUGACCUUCGUGCCAAAAAUAUAAAGUUUGUUUUUUCAUAAUUGUAAA
Cyclopterus lumpus (lumpfish) is the source of this 1747-nucleotide messenger RNA. RefSeq names its product ectonucleoside triphosphate diphosphohydrolase 6 (gene entpd6). NCBI's taxonomy places the organism in Eukaryota, Metazoa, Chordata, Actinopteri, Perciformes, Cyclopteridae. The record is from RefSeq and is a predicted model, not a curated record. Gene Ontology annotation, biological process: nucleoside diphosphate catabolic process. Gene Ontology annotation, molecular function: GDP phosphatase activity; UDP phosphatase activity. The coding region runs from base 110 to 1411 and encodes 433 amino acids. Gene Ontology annotation, cellular component: Golgi apparatus; membrane. The transcript has 14 exons.